Molecule: messenger RNA, 900 nt
Organism: Acomys russatus (golden spiny mouse)
Lineage: Eukaryota; Metazoa; Chordata; Mammalia; Rodentia; Muridae
Gene: Cenpk
Product: centromere protein K
Exons: 9
Coding region: 19-834 (271 amino acids)
Biological process (GO): mitotic sister chromatid segregation; kinetochore assembly
Cellular component (GO): nucleus
Source: RefSeq, a predicted model, not a curated record
AAGAAAACCGUAAAGGAUAUGUCAGAGAAUCAACGAGAACUGGCUCCAGAUAUUACUGCGGAUACGGAAGAUGUUAUAGAUACUGAGGAAGAGCUCAUCAAACAGUGUGAGGAAAUGUGGAAAGACAUGGAAGAAUGUCAGAAUAAAUUAUCACUUAUUGGAACCGAGACACUCACUCCUUCAAAUGCUCAGCUCUCAUUACUUUUUAUGCAAAUGAAAUGUUUGACUGCUGAACUUGGUCAAUGGAACAAAAGAACACCUGAAAUAACUCACUUGACUGAAGAUGUUUUGGUAACAUUAGGAAAAGAAGAGUUCCAAAAAUUGAGACGUGACCUUGAAAUGGUGCUAUCAACUAUUCAAUCAAAGAACGAAAAGUUAAAGGAAGACUUAGAAAGGGAACAGCAAUGGUUGGAUGAACAGCAGCAAAUACUGGAAACUCUUAAUGCAUUACACAGUGAUUUGAAAAAUCAGGUUGUGCCAUUUUCUGAAUCAAGAGUCUUUAAUGAGCUAAAAGCUAAGAUCCGUAGUAUAAAAGAAUUUAAGGAGAAGCUCUUGAUUACCUUGGGUGAGUUUCUAGAAGAUCAUUUUCCUCUGCCUGAUGGAAAUAUUAGAAAGAAACAGAGAAACAUUCAAGAAUCAAAUGUGCAGCUGAUAACACUGAAUGAAAUAUUAGAGAUGCUUAUAAAUAGGAUGUUUGAUGUUCCACAUGACCCAUAUGUUAAAAUUGGUGAUUCCUUUUGGCCGCCGUACAUUGAGCUGCUUCUGCGUUAUGGAAUUGCUUUGAGACACCCAGAAGAUCCAUCCCGAAUAAGAUUAGAAGCCUUCCAUCAAUAAAAUGAUGGUCUAUUUUCACACAGUAUGGAAUCUUGACCUCCACGGAUAAAGAAAACACAGGACUAU